Carassius carassius (crucian carp) is the source of this 2683-nucleotide messenger RNA. RefSeq names its product proton myo-inositol cotransporter-like. The transcript is spliced from 10 exons. Gene Ontology annotation, biological process: transmembrane transport. The record is from RefSeq and is a predicted model, not a curated record. The coding region runs from base 337 to 2259 and encodes 640 amino acids. Gene Ontology annotation, cellular component: membrane. Lineage: Eukaryota; Metazoa; Chordata; Actinopteri; Cypriniformes; Cyprinidae. Gene Ontology annotation, molecular function: myo-inositol:proton symporter activity.
CAGUGCCGUGAGAUUAUUGUUUACAAGAGGAAGCUGUUUGGUCAGAGUAGAUGUAUUUCUCUGCACGUGUGUGUUGGUGUGUACUUCUGUGACGCCAUGCCCACGUCACGAUGACGCUAAGUUCUGCCUUUGACUUUCAGUCUUAUCACUGUCUGAUCCUUCAGACCUAAAAGCACAGAGCAGUGACACAACUUGUGAGGAGUCAAGACUGGACAGACCAUUCAUUAAACCACAUCAACAACACAGCAGCACCUCAAGCUGGACUCACAUCAGUCCACUUCUCCAGUUCAUCCUCUUUGAAUCACUGUGCACAUUUAUUCUUGCGGUUUUUCACUUAUGUCCUGCAAAUCCAGCGAUGACUAUUAUCUGCGUAGUAUGAGCAAUCUGAUGGGUGAGAGGAGGAAGCGAGCGUCGGAUGAUGGGGAGCGAAGUCUAAUCAAGGCUCCGUCAAGCCCCAGCCUCAGCAGUGCUGGUCCCUCAGCAGCGUCUCCCGCGCCCGAGGACCUUGAACGCGCGGCGCGCAAACAGUUCCAGCAAGAUGUCACGCCGGGUUUCGUCUACGUCCUGGCCGUGUUCUCCGCUAUCGGCGGCUUUCUGUUCGGCUAUGACACCGGGGUAGUGUCCGGAGCGAUGCUUUUGCUCAAGAGGGACAUGAAUAUAACUGCGCUGUGGCAGGAGCUGCUGGUGUCCGGGACUGUUGCCGCGGCGGCGGUAUCCGCGCUGCUCGGCGGGUAUCUCAACGGACUGUUCGGGAGGCGGGUGUGCAUCCUCACGGCCAGCUUCACCUUCGCCAUUGGGGGGAUAGUGUUGGGAUCGGCUCCAAAUAAGGAGGCACUGUUGGUUGGACGGCUCAUAGUUGGACUUGGGCUGGGUAUUGCAUCCAUGACCGUUCCUGUGUACAUUGCUGAAACCUCACCGCCCCACCUGAGAGGACGCCUGGUCACCAUCAACACUCUGUUCAUCACAGCGGGCCAACUUAUAGCAAGCCUUAUUGAUGGGGCCUUCAGCUACAUGCAGCAUGAAGGCUGGAGAUAUAUGCUGAGUCUGUCAGUGGUCCCUGCAUUCCUGCAGUUCCUAGGGUUCCUUUUCCUACCUGAGAGCCCUCGCUGGCUGAUCCAGAAAGGUCUUACCCAGAAGGCCCGGCGCAUACUCAGCCAAAUACGUGGCAACCAGAACAUCGAUGAGGAGUAUGAUACUAUCAAAAGCAGCAUUGAAGAGGAGGAAAAGGAGUGUGGAGGAGAGGGCCCGGUAAUCUGGCGCAUGUUGACCUACCCUCCGGCACGCAGGGCUCUCAUUGUGGGUUGUGCACUCCAGAUGUUCCAGCAGCUUUCUGGCAUCAACACGGUCAUGUACUAUAGCGCCACCAUUCUGCAGAUGUCGGGGGUACAAGAUGACAAGUUGGCCAUUUGGCUAGUGACUGUAACAGCGUUCACAAAUUUCCUGUUUACUCUGCUGGGCGUUUGGUUGGUUGAAAGGGUGGGCAGGCGCAGACUUACUUUGGGAAGCAUAUCUGGUACUGUUUUAAGUCUUGGUAUCCUGUCUGUUGGAUUCCUCCUGUCAGCCCAGCAUUCUCCUCCUGUUACACUACAUCUGACAGACCCCACGACACCCAACUCCAGCUGCACAACACAUCUGUCAUGCGAGCCCUGUAUGUUGGACCCUAGUUGUGGGUACUGUUAUCAGGAAAACAGCACUGUUGUGUUUGACUCCUCCUGUGUGCCUGUCAAUCCGGCCUCCACUGAGAGAGCAGCAUGGGGCAAGUGCUUCAACUCCACACAUCUGCCAGAUAGUGGUAUAUGGGCUUAUAAUUUUUGCCCAACAUCUUAUUCAUGGGUUGUGCUCCUGGGACUAGUGCUCUAUCUCGCAUGUUUUGCCCCAGGAAUGGGACCGAUGCCAUGGACAGUUAAUUCUGAAAUCUACCCUCUUUGGGCCAGAAGCACAGGCAAUGCUUGUUCAGCUGGGGUGAACUGGACCUUCAAUGUCCUGGUGUCUCUAACGUUCCUCCACAUGGCCCAGUACCUGACUUACUAUGGUGUAUUUUUCCUGUAUUCCAGUUUGGCUCUAACUGGUUUAUUUUUCAUUUAUGGCUGCCUGCCUGAGACUAAGGGACGGCGGCUAGAAGAGAUUGAGUCUUUGUUUGAAAACCGGCUCUGCUCAUGCGGGAUCUCGGAUUCUGAUGAGGAUCGGCAGGUGGAAUACAUCCGGGUUAAAGGGUCGAACUACCACCUGUCGGACAAUGACGCGUCAGAUAUCGAAUAACUUGUGUGAAACCUCUGGGUUGGUAAACGGGGAUAAUAAGGUAUGGACUGAGCCUCAUUCAACCCUGACGUCAGGUCCGCCCACUGUAACAGUCAGGUUGAGUCUCUCUUCACCAAGAACAGGGUUGUAGAGCUAAAAAAAAAACGUGCAGUGCCAGGUCAGCCUUUAUAAUAUUGUUAGUAUGUUUUUGAGUCACAGUACAUGCAGAUCUACUGGCUCAUUCCUUCACUGUCAGAUGAAUAUCCUCUGCUUAUUUAUGUAAAAUUAGAUAUUAGCUGUAAAUUCAGUAAUACAUAUGCAGAAGGAUAUAAUUUUUUUCUAAGUGUCUAAGUGUGAACUCAACGCAAAUUUUAUAUUUGAAAAUAACACUUAUACACACAAAGAAAAAUAUAAGCUACGUUAGCAGUUAAAAGUUUUGACACAC